Molecule: messenger RNA, 1860 nt
Organism: Porites lobata
Lineage: Eukaryota; Metazoa; Cnidaria; Anthozoa; Scleractinia; Poritidae
Source: the annotation of a GenBank genome assembly
AUGAGUUCCUUUUCCAUAAGAGACAUUCUUAAUCUUCCAGAGGAAAGAAUCCGCUCUCUGAACUCCAAGGGCGAGGAUCCGAUGACCUUGCAAGAAAGACGGAGCUUUGCCAUCGCCACUCCAAGCUCAGACGAUGAAGAGGGAAACGCUGAUGCGCCGGACACCACAAAGUCAAGUACGAAUAACUUAACUAUUAAUGAUUUUUGCCCUGCAAAGCAAAUGCCACGCGCUGUAUUCAAGUAAAAGUGUCUAAGCUCAAAAGUUGUAGGAACGAUUAACGAACUCAAGAGAUCUUUGUCGUGAAUAACAGUGUGAAAAGAGUUAAUUCGCUUUAGAUAAGUGUAGUUAAACUCUGUAAACUUCACCACAUCUAAGAAAUCUCGAAGUUUCACUUCUUAGCUGUCAGGCUUUAUUAUGUGUCAUACUAGAGUCCUAUAACUGGCCUCAUAAAAAGCUGUUCUAUAUUGUAACGAUAGCAUCCUUUACUGCCACUUAUAACCUCAAUAGAAACGGAAAAAGUUUCAAGUGAUUAAUUCUGCUAUGGUGCGAAAAAUAUGUCAAUGGAAUUGUCAACUCUAGGGCUGUAUGCCGGCUCUAUUUCGGUCGUAUUCAUUGAGGAUUCAUGACUUGUCGGUUUAUGGCGCGCAAUUUGGCAAGCGCGAUAUUUAUUUAUGAAUUUCUGACUUCAACAACUUUUAAAUGGCAAUUCACAUUUUUAUUCUCGAGAUAAGGAGAAUUGGGUUAAUUCAAAGUAGAUUAUUCAGGUUUUAUAAUGCUACUGGUAGUCUAUUGAGAAACUCACAUGGAUAACCGCAACUCUCUUACCCACACAGGCGCGACACAACGACUACCGUCUCAGUCUCAGAAUCCAAACGCCCAACUGGCCUCGGACAGGAAGGAACAAUCAGAAUCUAGCAAGAAGAGAAAGAGAAGGGUUUUGUUCACAAAAGCGCAGACGUUUGUUUUAGAAAGAAGAUUUCAACAACAGCGCUAUUUGUCGGCACCCGAGCGGGAAGAACUUGCACGGAUAGUGAACCUUACUCCAGCGCAAGUGAAAAUUUGGUUUCAAAACCACAGAUAUAAAUACCGCAAGCAGAUUAGUGAGCGAGGGCCUUGGGACAAACCGUAUUCACCUUUGUCAGCACAAGGGGCUUUAUUGAACGGUUCAGGACAGUUCUGCAGCUGCCUCAGUCCAAGCUGUAGCUACCUAAGCAGUCCACCCUACCAAGGAGAUUAUCUUCAUUAUCCUACGGCAGUAAACUCGACGUACAUCCAGCCUACCACGUAUUGGUGAUUGAAUAGUGAAAGGCGAACCGAGCGCCCGCGCGACUGUUUUUAAAGUAACAGGAGUAGUAUAGUAAAUGCUCUUUCAACUAGCGUUUGUCUAAAAAGAGAUAAGGGGGUUCACUGUCAGUGUUAAGUUUUAAAAUGACAACGCCACGUUUCGAAAAUGUACUUGUAAAUAAGUUACACAAGUCAGCUCGAGUAAAGCGCAGCAAAACGUUUACAUUCUGUAAAUUGUACACACAUUCACCUUAGGGGCUCCAGUACCAUGUUUUUUUUGCUUUCGGGUACCAGAAAGCGUGCGUAGCUGACAACGAAAAAGGGAAGCGUGGUUUAAUUUAGAGAAAAUAAUCUUGUAAAUAGUGAGAAAUUCGAUAUAAAGUGAUUUUGUAAGGUAUUAAGGGUUAGGCGCAAAAAGUUGGCGAAGUUAAAAUAUCGUUUACCGACACAAAUGUGAACUGUGUGCAUUGGGAAUUCCUUGUGUAAUCAUCUGUCUUUUGAUUUCUUUAUAGAACACUAAAACCGUCACUAGUAUUUUAUCAUGAAUGCCAAUGAAUAAAUGAAACUGCUAGAAGC